Molecule: messenger RNA, 2296 nt
Organism: Scleropages formosus (Asian bonytongue)
Lineage: Eukaryota; Metazoa; Chordata; Actinopteri; Osteoglossiformes; Osteoglossidae
Gene: ptger1a
Product: prostaglandin E receptor 1a (subtype EP1)
Exons: 3
Coding region: 379-1509 (376 amino acids)
Biological process (GO): positive regulation of cytosolic calcium ion concentration; adenylate cyclase-activating G protein-coupled receptor signaling pathway; inflammatory response
Cellular component (GO): plasma membrane
Molecular function (GO): prostaglandin E receptor activity; thromboxane receptor activity
Source: RefSeq, a predicted model, not a curated record
CAUCACUCGUCACACCUCACACGCACGCUGCGCAUCGGUCCUCCCACGUCCCGUCCGCAGUGCAGCCCGCAGCGCCAGGCCUGUCCAGGAACAGCCGGGCUCUGCUGGGGCGCAGCGGGUGGGGGAGCAACAUGCGGCGCGGCUGUGCGGCGCUGGGACGCGGCGGUCCGCUGCGUUCAGCAGGGUGACAGGACAGAGGAUCGACCCGGGAAGCCCGGGAGCAGCUGUCACCGUGGAGCCUCCCGAACUUCGCAGCGAUCCAAACUCCAGCUCAGCCCCGAGUGCCUGGUAUGGGCUCUUUAAAUCCCGCAAACAGCUCUGAAACGCAGCAGCAGCGUCCCCUCUCUGCAAAGGGGCUCUGACUGUCCGCGCCCAGUGAUGCUAUCCAUGCAGCGCUCCAACGUGUCGGGCCCUGCCGCGCUUGGGCCUUUCUCCAACCACAGCCAAGGCGUGGCGCUCAUGUCAGCCGUGGCCCGACGGGACAACCUGACGGCGGGGAAGAGUGCGCAAGACACUGGCAAACCCAUGGCGGCCGCACUCUCCAUGACCCUGGGCGUCCUGUCCAACAUCGUGGCACUGAUCAUCCUUGCCAAGGCCUACGCCCAGAUGCGCCGGCGCUCCAAGGCCACCUUCCUCCUGUUCGCCAGCUCCCUGGUGCUCACAGACUUUGCGGGGCACAUCAUCCCCGGUGCCCUGGUGAUGCACCUUUACCUCUCGGGCGGAGUGUCCUUGCCGCAUGACUCGGGCGAUGCCCUGUGCCAGUUCCUUGGUGGCAGCAUGGUAUUCUUUGGCCUGUGCCCGCUUUUCCUGGGCUGUGCCAUGGCAGCGGAGCGGUGCCUGGGUGUGACGCGGCCCCUGCUUCACGCCGCGCUGGUCACCAAAACACGGACCAAACUCUGCCUGUCCGCCAUCUGGCUGGCCGCGCUCUUUGUUGCCCUGCUGCCCAGCUUCCAACUGGGCGCCUACACCUACCAGUAUCCGGGUACCUGGUGCUUCAUCAAAGUGCUGGAGAACACCAGGGGCAGCGAUGUGGCCUUCGUCUUGCUGUUCUCUGGCCUGGGCCUGGCCUCGCUGGCCGUGGCGCUGGUCUGCAACACCAUCAGUGGACUCACCCUGGUACUAGCCAGGCUGAGGAGAAAGCUCUCCAACCGCCGCUCCGCCAAGUCCCAUGACAUCGAGAUGGUGGUACAGCUCGUAGGCAUCAUGGUCACAUCGUGUAUCUGCUGGAGCCCCCUACUGAUCUUUGGCCUGAUGUCGGUGACGCGCUCCUACAGCAGCUCCCUUGGGGAGGAUGUGGACGUCUACAAGACCCUGAUGGUGAUGGGGGUCCGUCUGGCAUCAUGGAACCAGAUCCUGGACCCCUGGGUGUACAUACUGCUGCGGAGGGCUGUGCUGAGGAAGAUCUACUUCAUCACCAAGCAGCAGGCAGACCUGAGGGGCAGCACCUUCCGCCGUUGGGAGGUUAGCUCCUUCCAGAGCUCUGAGAAGAAUGCCGUAAACAGGAUCUGAGAAGCACAAACAGCCCCCAGGGCGAGGUUGCUUGGGAGGGAUGGUGAUGGGAUGAGCGAGGAGGCAUUUUCCCUUUAUUUGCUUUGUCUCCGGCCAGCCACUCUACUGAAAUAGUCAAAUUUCGUCCCCGUUCUUUGUGUGUACUAUAAACAGGAAUUGGACUCAAGACGGAUUCUGUUGUUGCAUGGCAAACAAUGGCUCUACUUAUACAGAUGGGUAGAGAUAUUGGGACAGGACACUAGCAUUUACACGCAACCCCCUUUGACCGGCAGCUUCACCACCUGAAGACAGCAUGGGCAGACUCAAUGAAGAGUGCACGUCCCCGAAGAUAACGAGACGUGGCCUCCGCUCUCUGAGGAAUCCAGACACCUGAAAAUGAUGGAGAGGGUGUGGCUCGUGUGGGUUGGCCAGCAUUAAUCUCUGUUAUUGAUGCCAAGGACCUGCCUCCAGCUCAUUCCAACCCACUGACUAACACCUGGCAAUGAGAUUGCGCACAAUCACAGCCAUUGGUCCACAUGGUUAGAGCCAGAGACGCUGCAAACUUAAGACACUAUAUUUAAAUUGUGUGCAUUCUUGAAUUUUUCAAGUAUUUUUGAAGCUUAGGCUCAUUACUCUUUACUGAGAAGUACUAGUUCUCAUGAGCAGCCUGUGCUGUUUGUCAUUUAAACUGAAAAUAAAAAAUGAAUGCUAAGUUAAAAGUAAAGGCUAUGUUUUAGACAUGUGAAAAAGCUGUUUUGUGUACAUUAGUGUAUAUAAAAUGCAUACAUGUUGUAAAUACAAUGUUUAC